Lindgomyces ingoldianus is the source of this 1214-nucleotide messenger RNA. RefSeq lists its product as uncharacterized. The record is from RefSeq and is a predicted model, not a curated record. The transcript is spliced from 3 exons. NCBI's taxonomy places the organism in Eukaryota, Fungi, Ascomycota, Dothideomycetes, Pleosporales, Lindgomycetaceae. Bases 349 to 972 code for a protein of 207 amino acids.
CCACGACAACCCAUCACCACCCUUCAUCUCCUUUGCUAAAAAAAAAUGGCGGGGCCGUUUGCGUCUUUCCUCCCACUUACAAACCCUCGUGCUAACAACGCGAGGCCGCGUGGGAAGAAACACGAACCGUCUCCUCCGACGCCACCCGGCCCUAAACACGAGUGCCAGAGUGCUCCGAGCUCUCUCGUGGAGGUGGAGAUGAAAGAUACUGAAGACGAAUGGUACAGUUGCUCCUCUUCGGAGGGCAGUUUUAGUCCAGUCAAGAAGACGAAGAGCGCCGACCAUAGUAAUAGCCUUCUUACUGUCAUCCCAACGACUCCGGACGCUGGGGCUGAGCUGCUGAAACACAUGCCGGCCUUGUUCGGUAAAGACCUCCCGCCCUGUGGUCUUGAUCUCCAAGUUGCGUACGAGAAUAUCAAUCUCCGGCUUCGCAAGCGCUGGCUCCAGAAUCACGGCUAUGUCAACGUCGUCGACACCUGCCGCUCCAUCAAGAGUGAGCUUGACCGAGACCAGAGAAUAUGGCCGCCGACGCAAAAUCACUCAUUCACGAAGAAGCGUCGACCUUGGCGCCGUGAGAACGUCUUCAAGCGUGAGCUACAGUGGAUUAAGUACUUCCUCCGCGAGGCCCAAGCGCAGUCCCCAGAGCUCAUGACCGAAUCCGAGAUCCUGAAUUUGUCCAAAGAGUCUCCGGUGCCUCUUGAGUUAGGCCUUAGUGUCUCUAGGUCGGAUGUGUUGAAGUUGUGGAAUGAAUGGAAUCGAUUGAAGAGGAUGCCGACUCCUGCUAUGCUGGAUGUUGAGACAGGUAUGGGGCUAGACGGGCUGAUGUUAAAUGGUCGUGUCAAUGGGGAGGCUAACGGCAGUGAUGAAGUUUCCAAGGUGUCCACGGAUUCGCCGUCCAUGACCGCUGUUAGCACGACUGAUAGUGCGGCGAAUGGCGAUGCACAGGUCUGGUCUAGUGGUGGCCAUUCUUGAACAAAAAGAUGUUCCCCUUAGCGUGGGUACGAAGUUAUGAUUCUUUGGCGCAUGGAAAAGAUAUACGGUUUCUGGAAGUUCUGGGAUGGACAAAAUUGUACUUUCGGAACGCUAUGCUAUGCAACGUGUGUGUGUGGCAAUGGCGGGUUGGCUUUGUAAGCAUUGGCGGGUGGGUUACCGUUAUGGGCUCGGCCAGGAGUAAGGAGGACAUCCGUAUCUAAGUUUAUGAUACCCAAAAUGCG